UGAACUAUUUUGUGAAUUAUUAAUAUUAACUAAAACAUGAAAUAAGUGAAUGUAACUUUACAUAUAAUUAGUUUAUUAACGCAGAGAAGUGCGGGCCAACAGACUAGUCUCCUUUAAAAUCGCACCGCAUGUUCCAUGUGUCACAUCUCCCGCGCGAACCCUGAGAAUCAAAGGCUGGCAAUCGCCACAGAAAUUGACAGACACAAACCCAUGCAAAAUACACCAAUUUAUCGCAUCUCGAAGAGCUAAUAAUUAGGAAAUAAAAGGUUCAGAAAUACCUGGGUAUUACUGCCCGAAUGCGAAAAGAAGUUGACCAUUAUGGAAGAAGCCAGCAAAUCCAGACCCGCCUCCCACAUCCUUCUUCCAAGCUCCAUCAAAGCGAACAAGGACACCACCAGAUGGGCAGAUCUCGUCUGUCGGCGUAAUGCGAGCCCCCUGUCCGUGAACGAGAUGCCCUAUCGCUAUCCCUAUGGAGCGUCAAUGGAGAUGAUGCAUGGUGCCACUCCUCAACCUGAGCUGUGAAUUGCCGAAAUGAGGGUGGCCCUAGAUAUUGAAUAUGCUUGUGAAUUGCCCAACAACAAGAUUUCCACACUCGCCAGCAGAGGAAAACAACAUCAGCAAUCUCAUUUUUGGACAAAUGACAAGAAAAGAAUAAAGCAUUCCAACAAUCCGAAAAGGACAAAUCCACUAGUCUCCUUCUAAGGGCACCCAAACCAGCAAGCUCCCACAACUCUAUAGCCACCCGCAGUGGAGGAAGGAAUGAGAAAGAGUUUCAACUCCUUCAGAACACACCGGGCAUGUAUUAUUCGUCACGAUCCGCUUGAUUUGUAGCACUGCUCGAACAAGAAAGAUCUCGCCACCAAAAGAACCUGCAAGUUUAGGCGGGAGUGGUAAGCUCCACAAUAACUUCCAGAAUCUGCAAGUACUUGAACCGACGCCCCGUCUCUGAUCCGCCAUCAGAGGCCACGCAAAAGAAGAUCCCUCUCAGCUAAGAUGCCCUGCCAAGCCCAGGACGGCCUUGGAACCGAACUCGCCUCCAAGAAUGUGGAGUGAGGGUGAUAUCGCGCUCGAUACAGUUCUGCUAACGUUGAAUCCGGAUUCAUGAGUACCCGCCAAGCUUGUUUAGCUAAGAGGGCGAUGUUGAAGCGUUCGAAACCGCGAAAUCCUAGCCCCCCGGCAAACUUGCUAUGGCACACCUCCUGUCAUGAAAGCCAGUGCAUGUCGUCUUCUUUAUCUUGAUCAACCCCCGAGAGAGUUGGCCAUUUAACUUGCGACAGGUGAAAGAUGGAAGACGAAAAGCAAACAUUGCAUAUAUAGAGGAAGCCGAACAAUUAGAUUUUAUCAUCGUUUCCUUUGCAGCCAAGGACAUAGUUUUAGUUUUCCAUGACCAGAUCCGAGUAGCUAGCCCCUCCUCCACAAACCUGAACGUCUGCGUCUUGGACCGUUGCAUAUGGGCCGGCAGCCCUAAGUACUUGUCCAGAAUAUUAGACUCAGCCACCCCAAGAAAAGUUCCCAAAGCCACUCGCUCCUGAUCAGAGACAUUAGAACUAACACACAUAGAAGAUUUAACUAGGUUAACUUUUUUGACCACUAACCCUCCCUAGCUCGUCCAACAGAGAAAGCAGAGUUGCACAUUCCGACAAGAAGGCCCUCAAGAACAGGUGAGUAUCAUCGACAAAAAACAAAUGGGAAGUCAAAGGCACAUGCCGAUAAACCCGUAAACCGUGUAAAUUCUCAGCCAUGAUCUCACUUGACAGUUUAGCCAGAAACGCUUCAGUAUAGAUGGCAUAGAGAAGGGGUGAGAGGGGGUCACCUUGAAGCAAACCCUGUUGGGCUUGAAAUAUCCAUGGGAAUGCCCGUUAAUCAAGACCAAAAAGGAUACGAUGGAGAUACAAGCAUUAAUCUAGCACCGCCAUUCGUAACAGAACUCCAUUUGCUCCAUGAUCAUCAACAGGAAUGACCAUUCAACCCGGUCAUAUGCUUUUUCCAUAUCCAGGUUAAGUGUCAUCCAUUUAUCUCGCCCCUGCACUUCGACAGUAACUAUGAGUUUUUUUUUAAUGUUUGUUACUGGUAUGUCCACACGCAUAAUUAGAUUCGAUAGGUAUUGGAUAAAAACCUAUUUGAAGAUUGUCUGCUUGAAGCGGUAGUCCAGAUUUGUAAAAAAUAGUUAAAGUUGGU
Linum trigynum is the source of this 2178-nucleotide messenger RNA. The record is from the annotation of a GenBank genome assembly. Lineage: Eukaryota; Viridiplantae; Streptophyta; Magnoliopsida; Malpighiales; Linaceae.